UGAAGACCUUCGACUUAGAACCACAGAAUAUUAGAAGUCUAGAACCAAUGUAGGACUAAGAAAUAAGGAUUGAAGAUACAAAUGUUCUCAGUACUAAGGUCUCCUCCACCUGCUUAUGAUAAGUUGGUCACACCCUUUUACUGCUUCUACCUGCCAAACACAAAUAAUGGCUUGAAAUGUUCAUCACAACCGCAACUUGGAUACAAUCCAUGGCAACGCAAAUGUUUCAGGAGCUAUUGCAAAAGGGAAGAACAAGCCACGCAUGAAGCGCACUUUCCUCAGGGGUUUUCAGCUUUGCAGCAAGAGGACAGUCCAUGGGAGAGCGGGGAUGUAUGGAGCAAUCUUGCUCUCUAUCUGUUCACUCUGCAUAUCCCUCUCAGUUUUGGAGGCUUUUCUCUGGUUGCCCUUCUUACAGGACAAUCUGUUCUUGACCCACAAACUCAGGCCUUAUCGCUUCUUACCAUUCAAAUUCUUGAGUUUAGUGCGGCUCUGAUUUUAUUGAAGUACACAGCUAAGCCACAAUAUAAAUUUUCAAAUUUCUUCAAAAACAAUAACAGGAACUGGUUUUUGUCAUCAGCUCUGGGAUUUGGGUUUCUUGUUCUGCUGAUCUUUCUAACAUCACUCGUUGCAGAGAAAUUAUUUGGCUCUCAGCAUGUUAACAACCCCAUACUGAAGGAGAUCCUCCAAAGUAGUGAUCUUUCAAGAGUGUCUUGUGUGCUUGGUUACUGCAUUGUCACUCCUCUAUUGGAAGAGGUUGUUUAUAGGGGAUUUCUGUUGACAUCACUUUCCUCCAAGAAAUGGCAGCAAGCUGUUAUCACAAGCUCAAUCAUAUUCAGUGCAAUUCACUUCUCUGGUGAGAACUCUCUGCAAUUGUUCUUCAUUGGCUGUGUCCUUGGGUGCUCUUAUUGCUGGACUGGAAAUUUGAAUUCCUCCAUUGCUGUACAUUCCCUCUACAAUGCUUUGACCUUGAUAAUUACUUAUUCAUCGGGCUAGGCCUUGCAUUGCACGAUGGCAUUAUCUUAAAAUGAAGUUAUCUUCAAUCUCCACAAGUACAAUUUUGGACGUUAGAGGAGUGUGUUAACGGUUAAGGUUCCAAAUUGACUAGAGAUAUGGUCAAAAUAAGUCAUUGUAAGUUGUACAGGAUAGGUCUCACAUUUGAACUUGCUUUUAAUAGAGUUAAAGUCCAGCUCAAAUUAUUAACAGAAAUAAAUAAUCAAAAUUCUUGACAUACUUGAUUCUUUUGCCAUCUUUUAAGUGGUCAUGUUAUCCUCUGAUAUGUGACUUUGAAUAAAUUUGAUAAUGACUGCAAAUUUGAUAAUGUUAUCCUCUUAUGUCUUUGUU
Molecule: messenger RNA, 1341 nt
Organism: Lotus japonicus
Lineage: Eukaryota; Viridiplantae; Streptophyta; Magnoliopsida; Fabales; Fabaceae
Biological process (GO): CAAX-box protein processing
Cellular component (GO): membrane
Molecular function (GO): metalloendopeptidase activity
Source: RefSeq, a predicted model, not a curated record